ACCGCAGCGGAGAAGGCGAAGGGAUGCGGGAGCGCGGCAAGGUCGCCGGCGGCAAGGAUGGCAGGUUCUGGGGACCGCCCGGCGCCGCUGUCGGGCAGCGUUACCGAGACGGCGUGAAGGCUCAAAUUGAAGGCGCGCGCACGGGGCAUGUCGCUCUUGCCCCGCCGAGGCGCCGACCGCGUGGAGACGUCAGACGUGUGAGUGGCCGGCCGGCCGGCGGGCGGCCCACGCCACUCGACUCGCCUUCCCACGCUUUCCCUUCCCGCGCGCGUCUUCGCCAGAGACAGUGCCUGGCAAGAUCAAGAAACAAAGCAAGAACUCGAAUCAGGACAGAGGGAAGGAAUUCGAAUGUAAAUCUGAACCGUCCACUGAUCCAUUCCACGCUCCCAAACAGACUGACCGCCAAGAGACCUUAGAAUAAAGAAUUCAGGCAGAUGCAGUAGGAUUUUACUCUUCUAGAUAGUUCAUAGGAGCAAACCUCACAAACCCCAGGCCGUUCCUUAGAACAAAUCUAGCUAGUUUGGCAGGCAAAGGAAUCUUCUUCGGUUACACUCCAUGAAGCCAAGAAAAAAGUGACUUUUUUUCUGUGGAGGAAAGUAAGAGGAAGAAUUAUCCAAUAGGCAGCAACAAGUGAUGAAGAGCUUAGGAUUCGUGUUGGUACUGGUGGUGGCUGCAGCAUUGAUCAAGCCGUCAGGAGGAGUAGGGGAGGAGGACUGGGAGCGUUUCUUGAUGCAGUGGAGGCAGCAUCCUUCUUCUCCAUGGCCUCUUCUGAAUGGGGAUCUGGUGGACAAAAUAUGGUCAAUUUGCUUACGAGACAGGGUUGGUGCAGAGGAAAUAUUGGGCAAUGUACUGUCAUUUGCUUCAGUUGAACUAUCGAGUCGUUCCUCGGAGAAUGCUUUGAAGACAAUGUUGUUUCUGGAGCUCCUAGCUCUUCUCCCCCCUGAAAAAUCUUCUAUUACCUGUGAUUGUAUCCGUGCAAACUACUUCAGUUUGGGUAUUCCACAAAAAUUCAGUGUUGCACUGGGCACCUAUCUUGAGAGCCACCAUUCAUUGGUUCGUUCAAAAUUCUAUCCGAGACGGCAUUUGGCUGAUCAAUCGACUGGUGAUGCUCCUUCCAUGGCUCCAGUUUUUGUGCCAGCGAUGCCCUCUGGUGAUGAAGCCCAGUUUCCCCAAUCUGUGACAGAAACGUCAAUUACACCUUCCAAUUCUCUGAGCAUUGAACCUCCCAGUCAACUUUAUCACGGUAAACCUGCACAGAAGCAUUGGGGAGUGUCUCCUUCAGUUUCACCUUCAGAGAAGCACAAGGACUACAUAAAAUUAGUCUUGAUUGCUGUUCUCCUGACGGCGGCAGUCUCAUUCAUUGUUGCAUUUCUAAUUUUUUACUGCUGUGGAUGCAACAAAAGCAAGGUCUCUGUCGGUGAACAACGAGAUGACCAUCCUCUUCUUCAUUUGCAAUUGGCUAAUGUGCCUGGUUUGUCACCCGAUGCUCGCGUUCCUGCCAGUCCACUUCACAAGGAUGAUCAAAGGGGUGGGCCUUCCAAAGCUGGAGUCAGCAUGAGUCAGUGCUUUUCAUGCUGUUUUAAAAGAUCUACUGAUGCCACACCACCUUCACAAGUGACUCGAGGAACACCAGAGAGCAAUGCCACAAGUGAUGCUCCUAAACUAAUGCUGCCUCCGCCACCUCCACCUUUGCCACCUAAGGCUCCUCCACCCCCACCUGGACCACCCAAAGGUUCCAAAGCAAGACUUGCUCAGCUGUCACCUGUUGAGUCAAGUCGUUCUGAAGGAUCAUCUGCAGGCGAGCAGGCCAGUGAAUCAUCUGAAACUGAAGUUAAUCCUCCUAGAGGCAAGCUUCGACCUUUCUAUUGGGACAAAGUUCUUGCUAAUCCUAAUCAGUCAAUGGCAUGGCAUGACAUCAAAUUUGGUUCUUUUCAUGUGAAUGAGGAUAUGAUAGAGGAAUUGUUUGGUUAUAGCGCUGGCAACAGAAAUAACCUCAAGGACAAGGAACUACCCUCUGAAGAUCCUUCAUCUCAGCACAUUUCUCUUCUCAAUGUUAAGAAAUCAUGCAACCUGGCAAUUGUUUUUAAGGCAAUGAAUGUCAUGGUACAAGAGAUUCAUGAUGCCCUCAUUGAAGGGAAUGAACUUCCUAGGGUGCUUCUUGAGACAAUCUUGAGAAUGAAGCCAACUGAUGAGGAGGAGCAGAAGCUCAGGCUUUAUGACGGGGACUUCUCCAAACUCGGCCUCGCAGAACAAGUGAUGAAGGCACUACUUGACAUACCUUUUGCUUUCAAGAGGAUCAGCACUUUGCUUUUCAUAUCCUCCUUGCAAGAAGAUGCCUCAAGUCUCAGGGAUUCAUUCCUCCAAUUGGAGGCUGCUUGUGGGGAACUAAAGCACCGCCUUUUCCUGAAGUUACUAGAAGCUGUUCUCAAAACCGGGAACCGUUUGAAUGAUGGGACCUUCCGCGGUGGUGCUAAUGCAUUCAAACUUGACACCCUUCUUAAGUUAUCGGAUGUCAAGGGUGCCGAUGGAAAGACCACAUUGCUGCACUUUGUUGUUCAAGAGAUUAUUCAUUCUGAAGGUGUCCGCGAAGCAAGGGUGGCCAUGGAAAGUGGGAGAAGUCCACCUCCUAGUACUUCCGAUGGCAAUUCCAAUGAAUCUCCUCAAGAGAGUGGUGAUCACUACUCCCAUCGCGGCCUUAAGAUUGUUUCAGGACUUAGUAAUGAGUUGGACAAUGUCAAGAGAGUAGCUGCACUUGAUGCUGAAGCUUUGUCUGCCAGUGUGGUGAACCUCAGACAUGAGCUGAUGAAAGCUAAAGAGGUCCUGAAUGAAAUUGCAACGCUAGAAGAGACAAGUGGAUUUCGCCACUCAUUGGAAUGUUUUGUAGAACAUGCGGAGAAAGAGACAAAUUUUCUACUGAAAGAAGAGAAGAGAUUGAGAUCAUUAGUAAAUAAAACAAUUCGAUAUUUCCAUGGAAAUGAUGCUAAAGAUGAUGGUUUUCAGUUGUUUGUGAUUGUAAGAGAUUUCUUGGUGAUGCUGGAUAAGGCAUGCAAGGAGGUUGGGGCAUUACAAAAGAAGGUGACGAAUAAAUCUCAAGGCAAUGGCAAUUGCAACCCAACAUCCCAGUCACACCCCCAGGAGCAACAGUUCCCUGCUGUUUUAGAGGACCAUUUAGAUGGUUCAGACUAAUGAUUGACAAAUGACAAUAAUAUACUGUACUCUUAAACGUAUUAUUCCAGAUGUUUUUAUUUUUUCUGGAAAUACUGUAGAAAACCCCAUGCACAGCAAAUAUAUUAGCAUAGAUACAGAUAUCACAUACAUAUCUAGAUUGAUUUGUGUG
This is a messenger RNA of Phragmites australis (common reed), 3337 nucleotides long. Its product is annotated as formin-like protein 10. Lineage: Eukaryota; Viridiplantae; Streptophyta; Magnoliopsida; Poales; Poaceae. The transcript is spliced from 8 exons. Gene Ontology annotation, biological process: actin nucleation; actin cytoskeleton organization. The record is from RefSeq and is a predicted model, not a curated record. Bases 634 to 3186 code for a protein of 850 amino acids. Gene Ontology annotation, molecular function: actin filament binding.